AUGGCUCUUUCUCAGGCACAGUUGACCUUCAAGGAUGUGUUCAUAGAUUUCACUCCCGAGGAAUGGGAAUGCCCGGACCCUGCCCAGAGGACCUUGUACAAGGAUGUGAUGGUGGAGACUCUCAGGAACCUGCUGUCUGUGGGAAUUUCUGUUUCUGAUCUGAACAUUAUCUCCAUACUUGUGACUCAGAACUCUGGACAUCAAAGAAUCCAUACUGGAGGAAAACCAUAUAAAUGCAACGUGUGUGGAAAGGCUUUUAAUCAAACUAGAAAACUUGCAAUUCAUUGGACUAUUCAUACUGGAGAGGAACCACACAACUGUGAUGUAUGUGGCAAGGCUUUUGUUCAAACUGGAAACCUUGCAGUUCAUCAGAAUAUUCAUACUGCAGAGAAACCAUAUAAAUGUGAUGUGUGUGGUCAGUGCUUUCAACAAAGUACACACCUUGAAAAUCAUCAGAGAACUCAUAUCGGAGAGCAACCAUAUAAAUGUGAUGUUUCUGGAAAGGCCUUUAGUCAAAAUGCAAGCCAUGCAGUUCAUCAGAGACUUCAUACUGAAAAUAAACCGUAUAAAUGUGAUGUAUGUGGCAAGACCUUUAGUCAAACUGCAAGCCUUGUAGUUCAUCAGAGAAUUCAUACUGGAGAGAAGCCAUAUAAAUGUGAUGUAUGUGGCAAGGCCUUUAAUCAAGAUGCAAAUCUUGGACCUCAUCGGAGAAUUCAUAGUGGCGAGAAACCAUAUACAAGUGAUGUAUGUGGCAAAGCCUUUGGUCAACCUAGAAGACUUAUACUUCAUCAGAGGAUUCAUACUGGAGAGAAGCCAUACAAAUGCAAUGUAUGUGACAAGUCGUUUAGUCAUACUGCAGAUCUUACUGUUCAUCAGAGACUUCAUACUGGAGUGAAACCAUAUAAAUGUGGUGUAUGUGGGAAGGCCUUUCGUAAAAAUGCAAGACGUGCAGUUCAUCAGAGAAUUCAUACUGGCGAGAAACCAUAUAAAUGUGAUGAAUGUGGCAAAUGCUUUAGUGAAACCUCAGGCCUUGCAGGUCAUCGGAGAAUUCAUACUGGAGAGAAGCCAUAUAAAUGUGAUGUGUGUGACAAGGCAUUUACUCGUAGUGGACACCUUGCUGUUCAUCGGAGAGUUCAUACUGGAGAGAAACCAUAUAAUUGUGGUAUAUGCGGCAAGGCUUUCAGGGUACGUUCAAGCCUUGCUUCUCAUCAGAGAGUUCAUACUGGAGAGAAACCAUAUAAAUGUGAUAUAUGUGGCAAGGCCUUUAGUCAAACCUCAAACCUUGCAGUUCAUCAGAGAAUUCAUACUGGAGAGAAGCCAUAUAAAUGUGAUGUGUGUGGCAAGGCAUUUAGUCGUACUGGACAGCUUGCUGUUCAUCAGAGAGUUCAUACUGGAGAGAAACCAUAUAAUUGUGGUAUAUGCAGCAAGGCUUUCAGGGGACGUUCAAGCCUUGCUUUUCAUCAGAGAGUUCAUACUGGAGAGACACCAUAUAAAUGUGAUGCAUGUGGCAAGGCCUUUAGUCAAACUUCAAACCUUGCAGUUCAUCAGAGAAUUCAUACUAGACAGAAAUCUUAAAAAUGUGAUGUGUGUGGCAAGGCAUUUAGUCGUAGUGGACACCCUGCUGUUCAUCAGAGAGUUCAUAGUGAAGAGAAGCCAUAUAAUUGUGGUAUAUGUGGCAAGGCUUUCAGUGUAAGUUCAGGCCUUGCUGUUCAUCAGGGAGUUCAUACUGGACGGAAACCAUAUAAAUGUAGUGAAACUUCAAGCCUUACAGUUCAUUGGAGAAUUCAUACUGGAGAGAAACCUUAUAAAUAUGAUGUAUGUGGCAAGGCCUUUAAUCAAACUACAAGACUUGCACCUCAUCAGAGAAUUCAUACUGGAGAGAAGCCAUACAAAUGCAAUGUAUGUGACAAGGCGUUUAGUCAUACUGCAAACCUUACUGUUCAUUGGCGACUUCUUCCUGGAGUGAAACCAUACAAAUGUGAUGUGUGGCAAAACGUUCAGAGUAAGUUCAUACCUUGCUGUUCAUUUGAGAUAAUGAGCGUCAAUGGCGGAACACAAGACGUGAGAGACCCUCAAGUACGCUCUGCCCCGCUCGGCCCCGCUCGGCCCCGCUCGGCCCCGCUCCUCACACCUCCCGACGCAGGUUAUCGAUACAAAAUUAUGGAUGCUAGGCUGUGGUUAGUGACCCAAAUGAUCACAUCCCUUAAGUCCUCCAUCUCAGACACCCAGGCCCCGCCCCCGUCCGCGCCCCGCCCCUCCCACGAGCAGCGGGCACGGCGAUGCUCGCCCCGCCCCUCGUCGGAAGCCGCGGCUCUAAUACCAAAAGCCCUUUCCCACGGACCCGGAAGUUGGAGAGCGCGGAGCCGAGGUCCCCGAGCGGCGCCUAAGGUUCCUUCUAGGGUACUACCCCUCCGGCUCACUCGUCCUCAGGGUGUGACAAUUGUCAGCGACCUGAAAAGCCUGGCGCCCGGUGCUCGGCCCCGAAUAAACGCUGCCGCUGCCAUUGCGGCCCAGUUAUCUUUUCGUUUGGGUUUUGAGAGUUUCUGGGGCGGUUUCGGUCCUCGGUCCGCUACAGCCCUCUCUCGCGAGUUAGAGUCGCGCUCCGCCGCGUCGCCUUCCCGACCGCUGGAGGCAGACCCGUCGCCGCCGCUCCCGGAGAGGCCGCGCCCUCUCCCCGGUCCCGGGAUUCGGGAGAGCCCGCCCCGCUCCUGA
Molecule: messenger RNA, 2712 nt
Organism: Dama dama (fallow deer)
Lineage: Eukaryota; Metazoa; Chordata; Mammalia; Artiodactyla; Cervidae
Product: zinc finger protein 271-like
Biological process (GO): regulation of DNA-templated transcription
Source: RefSeq, a predicted model, not a curated record